Aureobasidium namibiae CBS 147.97 is the source of this 390-nucleotide messenger RNA. RefSeq lists its product as uncharacterized. The record is from RefSeq and is a predicted model, not a curated record. Lineage: Eukaryota; Fungi; Ascomycota; Dothideomycetes; Dothideales; Saccotheciaceae. The transcript has 2 exons. The coding region runs from base 1 to 390 and encodes 129 amino acids.
AUGAAUGCAGAUAUAGGGGGUAUUGGUAUCAGGGUCUCGCUUUAUAUCUCGCUGUUAGUGACCAUCCUUUCAUCUUUCGCUGAACACUUCCAUCAGGAGAAGACAGCUGUGAGAGAUAUCGGUACUGCCCAGCUUACAUCAAUGCUGUCAAUAACGUUUGCGCUGCUCAGGUCUUACACGGCACUGAGUUUCUGGCAGGUCAUGGUCGCUGUCAUGUCUCUCGACAUUACCAGUGCGACCGUACAAAUGGCCCUCUCACAGAAAGAUACCCUAUCAUCUCGCUGGUGGGUUGUGCUCAAUACCACCUCUCAAUUACUUGUGCAUGCCUCUAUCGGCGUUGUUUUCGGCAACACCUUCCCUAUCUCUUCUGCUCAGCAAGACCCAUGCUAA